This is a messenger RNA of Closterium sp. NIES-65, 1530 nucleotides long. NCBI's taxonomy places the organism in Eukaryota, Viridiplantae, Streptophyta, Zygnematophyceae, Desmidiales, Closteriaceae. The record is from the annotation of a GenBank genome assembly.
AUGUCGCUCCACGCGCCUAAUGGGGACGAGGCGUGUUCAAGGAAAUGCGAUGCCGAACGAUCCGCCGUCGAAACCUCCCCCUCAACUCCCCAGUCCCCUCGCAAUCACUCCCCUUCCCCCGUCGCUGUCUCUUCCCUACCCCCUCGCGAGCGUCCCCGUUUUCCCCCAUGCGCGCCGGCCCCCGCCCCCUCGCGAUCACUCCCCUUCCCCGUCUCCAUCCCUCCCUUUCCCCACGCUAACACUCCCCUACUGUGUCGCGUUCACUUUCCCCCUCCUCCCAACCACUCCCCUUCCACGUCGCGCUCACCCCUUUCAAAGGGCUAUCAAUGCCCUGCCCCAUCGAUAACUCCCCCUUUCCCCACUGCAAGCACUCCCCUCCCCUGUCCCUAUCACUCCCCUGCCCCUCACGCGACCAUUCCCCAUCCCCCGUCACGAUCACCCCCUCUCGCUGACACGUUCUCGCCCCUUCCCCCUCUCUCGCGUGCACGUUCCCCCCACCUGCGCGCCCUCCCCUUCCCACGCACGAUGCUUGCUCCUGAGCUAUCUCUCCCUUUCCCCACUGCUAGCCAUCUCCUUCCCCACUGCUAUCACUCCCCGCCCACCGCUAGCCAUCUCCCUCCCCAAUGCUAUCUCUCCGUCCCCGUCCAUCUCACUCCCCUUCCCCCACGCGGCCAUUCCCCCUCCCCCGUCACGAUCACCCCCGCACGAUGUCGCGUUCUCUCCCCUACCCCCUCGCUUGCAGGCACGUUACCCCCACCUGCGCCACCGCCCCUUCCCUCGUUGAUAUCACUCCCCUUCACAUCCGCAUUCUCACCCCUGCCCCCUCCACACUCGUGGAGCCCCGAACCUCCCCCCCCAACCCCCGCCAUCCACUGCUCGUCGCCUUCGCCUUCCCUCCCGCCUCCCUUCUCAAUAGCUUCCCCCCAUCCGGUUUUCUGCUUCCCCCUCUCCCCUUCCCUGCUUCCCCAUGUCCCCCCAUCCUCUUCAUUCUUUCCCCUUAUCCCAAUCCCUGCUUCCCCCCAUCCGGUUCUCUCCAUCCCCCCCUCUCCUUCCUUGCUUCCCCAUGUACCCUUCCCACCUUCCCCUUGUCCCCUGCCCCAUGAACCCCCAUCCCCUGCCCUGCUUCCCCUAACCCCCUCCCUGUGUCCCCCCAUCCUCUUCGUUCUUUCCCCUUAUCCCAAGCUCUUCUUCCCCCCAUCCCCUGCCCGUCUUCCCCCCCUCCCCUUGCCUGCUUCCCCCCAUCCCCUUCCCUGCUUUCCCCCAUCAGAUUCCCGCCUCGCCCCCAUCCCCCUCCUUGCUCCCCCUCAUCCCCCUCCCUGCUUCCCCUCAUCCCCUGCCCUGCUACCCCCCAUCCCCUUCCCUGCUUCCCCCCAUGUCCCCUGCGCUGCUUCCCCCCAUCCCCUGCCCUGCUUCCCCCCCUCCCCUUGCCUGCUUCCCCCCAUCCCCUUCCCUGCUUCCCCCCAUCAGAUUCCCGCCUCGCCCCCAUCCCCCUCCCUGCUCCCCCUCAUCCCCCUCCCUGCUUCCCCCUAG